AUGAUGGUUGUACUACCUGCAGUGAGAGAGAUGAAAAGAAAGAGGAAUAAAGCAAAGACAAAUCCUCCUGACUCUGGGGAGCAGAACUCUUUGCCUCCUCAAAGCAUAGAACUGGUUCAGGCACCAGAAAUCGUUGAUACAUGUGUGGUUCCACCAAGCAAUGAAGGAGCCAAACCUCAUGGUGAUUUACCUGGUGGUGAGAGUGAAGGUGCUUGUGAAAAUGGUAGUGUCUUGGAUCAUGUGGAAAAGAAAGCUCAAAGUCUGGAAAUAAUUGCAGAAGCUGGUCACUGUGAAGCAGAUGUGAAGAUGCCAUCAAAGCCAAGCAGCACUGGUGAUGUGCCCAUCCCAUCUACAAGCUCCAUAACCUCAGAGGAGAAGGUGGGUGAUGGCAGUGCUGCAAAGCAUGGAAAAUCAGCCAGGAGUGAUGAGGAAGGAGGCAGCGCUGCACCUGAUGCUGGCCAGCUUCCCGAAACCAGACUGGAUCCCCAGCCCUUGGACAGCAAAGACACACUGGCCUUGAAGGGAGACAGCGUGAGCAUCUCCUCUGGCUUCUGCCCUGAAAGAGGAGCACCUGAAACUAGCCCUGCACCCUCCGGUGCUGCACAUGCAAGUCAAGGUGCAAAAGCUCCAUCUGUGGCCAAAAACUCCCAGGCCAGAAAGGGCAACCAGGAGAGCAGCCAGCAAGAGAGCCCUUUGACUUCCAAGAAGGAAAGUGCAAAAGAGAAAGCAAACAACCCAAAAGAGGAAGUAUGUGAAGCAACCAAGAAAAACAGAAAUCAGUGCAAAGAGCCAGAGGUUGCUAGAAAGGACACAGCUCCAGCUGUUGCCAGCAGUUCCAAGGACAGAAAGAAACAAAAGAACCAGAAACCCGUGGAUAAGACUGAACAAAGUUCUGCAAGCCAGAGAGGUGAUGUUACCGUGUAUUUCCAUGCACUAUUGUCCAAAGACUUCAAGUUCAACCCAGACGAUCAUAAAGUGUUUGUCAGAGCUGGAGGCAUUUCUGGCUAUGAGGACUGGAAGGAGAACAUUUGUGAGAUGACCUGCACAAAGUAUCUAGAAGAACAUGGAUACCUCAUUGAAGGCUGUGUGACUCUUAAAAAAGAAAAUAAGGAUAAACAUAUUCCUUACAAAUACUGGAUUAAGUCUAAUGAAGGAAAAUAUGAAUUUAUUUAUAAGAAGUCUUUAACUAAUCAGGUGGUGAAUCGCUGCUUAUUUAUUAGAAGCAGUUUGGUCCAUGCUGAAGAAUGGCAUCAGUACGAUGAUAUCGUGUGUGCUAAACCCUCCAAGUGGGAAACUUGGUGGAAUUCUCUACCCUUCUCUGAUGAGGACAAAAAGGUGGUGGAAGGAAAAAUAAUAGCAGCAAAUAUUAUGCUAGAAAAUAUCUUCAGUAUCCUAGAAACCUGGAGUCCUGUCAACCUGGAAAGCUUCCUCUCCCAGCUGAGACAAUUCUAUGUUGUUACAAGUGAGCCAGAAGUAUAUGAAGGCAGACAUAUUCUGUGGAUAGAGUUAAAGUUUGGAAAACCUGAGGUAAAUGAAUUGCUCCUGAAAUACAUGAAGAAAAUAGCUCUUCCUUUCUUGGGCCCGGAAGGUCCAAGUGCCUCACAGAAGGACAUGGCAAUAAAAAGUAAACUAGCUCUGGGACUGGUCAUUCUGACAGUAGUUGAAGAAUUUAACCUGCCGCUGACUGAAAGUGGUCUGGCUGGUCUGUGCAGCCUCUUGUGUUUGGAGGACAGGGUGCAAAAAGCUGUACAGGAUGAAAUUCGGCACACCCAGAAUGCCUUUAAAGGGGUUACAAGUUUGACAUGUCACCUGACAAACUUGUGCCAGAAAUGCAUAGACGGCCGAGUAAGCCACUGGGUUUGGGUCCUUCCUCUUCUGCACUUUCUCUCUGCUCGUCCACACCAUGAACACUCUCAGGUGGCAGAAGAUAUCUGGGCAGGGCUGGAGGGGCUUCCGUUUGCUGACGUGAGGCAGAGACAUCAUAUGGGGAACCUGCUGCAGCUAAUGAAGGAAAAGAAAUACUUGAUGGAAUUUGACAGGACUCUGGUCAAGUCCUGGAUCUGUGUGCAGCCCCUGGAGAGUCUGGCUGAAUUUAUAACCGAGUUUUCCAGAGACUUUUUAGAUUCUCUUCAAGGUGUUUCUUACAGAUUAGAGGACAUCCACCUUUCCUGGAGCAAUGCUAAGGUGGUAGAAAGUCUUUUAGAGAAGCUGCUGUGCCUCUUGGAAGAACAGGCCAGAGCUCUGGACGCUCGCUACUGGCAGUCCUGCCUGGCCGUCUGCCUCAAGCUCCAUAAGGCUGUGUGCAAGCGUGCGAAGCAGGGCUGGUGGUUCAAGAUUCCUGCCACUUCUGCCAAGAUGAUUGCAAGGACCGCCAGGCUUCAGCUCACAGCAAUUCCAAGAGAGGAAUCCGCCCAGGGAGUUCCAGUGCUAGAAAUAUUCCGUGAAGCGCUGUCACACACUCGAACCUGGUUCAGAAAUGUUUUAAGCACCAACCUCCUGGAAAGGACUGCUGAAUCUGUGAAGUUUUCUUUUCACUGGGAACUUAAGGCCUGGGAUGAAUUUGUGAAGAUCAGCUUUCCGAAUGAAGACUUCACUGAGUUUUGGAAGAAGACUUUACUUGCAGACUUGGGUGGAAGAAUUCGUCAGGAGCCUCCAGUUAGUCAAAUCUUAGCAUCAUGCUGUUGGUAUAACGUAUUUGAAAACCUGGACCCUUCCAUUGGCUGCUGUUUCAGAAGUUGUGCCAUAGAGGCUGUGACUGCAGCCAGCCAGACUCGGACCAAUCUCCUUGACCUGAUACCUCCCGAAAACAUGAAGAGACUUGGCUGGCUUAUAUCAACCAUUAUUACAAAGUCAUGGCCCAUCAAAAAGAGCGGGCAGUCAGAGGAUGAUUUUGAUGAGGUUUUGCACCACUUGCUUACAUGGCCUGACAUAAAGCAUAUCUUCAGCUUUAAUGGAACAAACACCAAUGUCCUAGAACAACUUUCAGAUGAAGCAAAAGAUAAAAUGGCCAUAGCAGACUCUGUGCUUAUGAGCGUCACUGAGGCUAUCCAGGAAGGCUGCGUCCUUGUGAAAUAUUUGAAAGAGGUUCUUCAGCACGAGGAGCAGUUCGUCCGUAUCUGGGAACUAAAGCACAAACAGCUAGUGCAUGAAGACGGAGAAGCACUGCAGAAUGAGCUGAAAGAAGUGCUGCGGAAGAGGCAAGAAGAGAUGACGCUAAUUAGGAGCGAGGAAAAAGCAAUAGGAACCUUUCUGGGCAUGUGUAGGAAGGUGCAGACAUCUGUAAAAGUGUCCGUGGCUGAACUGGAGCUUCAACACGCAGAAGAUCUUUCCUCAAAAAAGCUGAAUACAGUGGUGAACGUGGGAGAGACGCCUCUAAAGACCUACUACAGUCUGAGCCAAACCCUAAAAUUCUUUGUGCAGAAAAUGUACUCUUUUAAAGACAGCCUGAUCUUCCAGCAGUUCUGGGAAGAAGCAGCCCAGAAUAUAAAAAAAGAGUAUGAGGAUGAAGAUGAGGAUGAAGAUGAGUAUGAAACUUCAGAACACCGGGAGGUUCCUAUAUUAGACCUUAAGAAUGUGUUUGAUAGUCUCAUCUCCCCUUGUUUUGAAAGCUAUGAAAGGUUAUAUGAUGACCUCAGAUCUGGAAGUCUUACACUUUCUGCAGUUGAUAGGAUUUUCCAGGAGUUUACAAACCAUUCUGACGAUAUCAAAACUGAGCUAAACACCAUGUGCAAACUGAGACCUGGAGAGAAGACAGACUGGGUAGAUCAGCGACUUCAGCAGAUAAAGCAAUACUAUGAGCUGCAUUUAACUUUUGAUGCUGCAAAGAUUAUUGCUAAUGUCAAAGAGAGUUUAAACCUCUCUGGUGACUUCACUAUCCUGGAAAAAUUGCUGGACAUAACAGAAAAGCUUGAAAGUUACAAGACACAAAAGCUGUCCUCCAUCAGCGCAGAGCUUAUCGCUGCCAAGGAACUGCUGCAGGGGAUCACUGAGAAGCGUCGCAGAUGCCUGCAGGAGCUGGCCCAACAGAAGGAGUUUGUCUGCUGGGUCAGGGAGGCGCUGACAGAUAUAAAUGAGCUGAAGGUAUUUGUAGACUUGGCUUCCAUCUCUGCCGGGGAGAAUGACAUGGAUGUGGAUCGUGUGGCCUGUUUCCAUGAUGCCGUGCACGGCUACUCCUCCCUGCUCUAUGACCUGAGGCAAGAGUCGGGGUUUGGUGACUUCACAUACUGCCUGAAGAAGCUGUGGCGAGCUCUGGGCAGCGAUGAGAACCUUCCCGAGAAGCUGCGUGCUUCAGCCCAGCACUUACACUGGCUGAAAACAGUGAAGGAGAGCCAUGGGUCUGUGGAACUGUCAUCACUGUCGCUGGCAGCUGCCAUCAACAGCAGAGGAACCUACAUUAUCAGAGCACCAGCUGAUGGCCAGAAGGUUUCUUUGGAUACUGUCCUGCACUUCACGCUCCCAGAAAGCUCAAUGGAUGGUGAGACAUCGCGGAGAUACUCCCUGGAGGAGCUCCGUGAACUGCAGAACAAGCUGAUGCUCAUGUCGGCAAAGGGAGAACAAGGCCUGGAGGUGGAGAAGUUCUCGGAGGUCUUUUCCAAUGUCCAAAGAUUUGCACAGUCCUUUAUAGACCUUUAUUCAGCUGGGAACGUGCUCUUCCGUUUCUGGCUUGCCCGCAUAUAUUGCUCUCCCAAAAGCGAGUCAUGUGUCGUCCUAGACUUCUCCUUGGCCCUGAUCCCAGGGCUAGAAGGGCAAGGAGAGGUGGCCACUGUGCUCCCAGGGCUCUGCAGAAAGAUGGAGAGUUUCCUGGAGAGGUGGAGAGCCUUCAUGAAUGACAAGCGAUCCAAGUACUUCCACUUGAACUACUACACUGCUGAGCAGCUCGUCUAUUUGUGCGGAGAGCUCAAGAAAGGGCAGCCCAGCCAGAAUGCCCUGAUGAUGCUUUCGUUCCUAAAACACAACUGUACCAGUCAGGAUGUCCUGCGAGCCUCCCGGAGCACGGUGCUCGCCAGCUCAAGGAAGGCCAUUUCCAACUUGCCAGCUCUGCUGGAAGAAGAGAGGGAUCUGCCGGCGCAACUGGAGCGCAUCUGGCAGUGCUACAUGAGCAGCAUGAGCUCCUUCCUUCCCAGCUGCCUGGAUGUGGACACACUGGGCCGCUGGCUGAAGAACCUGGCGGGCCUGGAGAGCGCGCGCGUGGCGCGGGACUUCCCGCAGGAUUUCCUGCGCGUUGGCCAGCCCAACCUCAUCACGUGUCCUCGCUCCGACGUGCUCUCUGCUGCUCUGGCCAUCUACAUGCACAGCCCCCACCAGCCCCUGCCCACUUUCGAUGAGGUUCUCCUGUGCACGCCACAGACCACGUCUGAGCAAGUGGAGCUUUUCCUCAGGAGGUGCCUCUCUCCUAGCAGCAGGGGAGAGAAAAUUUACACCCUGCUGUAUGCGGAUGAGCUAAGCUACGAUGUCAGUGCCAGGGCGGAGGAGCUCUUCCGCUGCCUGCAGCACUACAACAGCGUGUAUCAGCUAGUCAUUCUGUGCAACUGCAACAGGGAGCACAGCUACAUCCCCUCCGUCUUCAGCCAGUAUAAAGUACACAUGGUCCCCCAGAGGCCCCUCGCUGAAAUCCAGAGAUACCUUCAGGACCACUACAGGGUCACUCAGCCUUUAAGCUCAGCUGCUUCUGUGUUCAAGGACAACAUGUGUGUUGGGAUUGUGUCUUCCAGGAGAGCUGGAGUGGGAAAAUCUCUCUACGUGAAGAGACUGCAUGAGAGACUUCAAGCACAGCAGCCUAAAUGUGCAGAGCUUCUGAAAACAAUCAGGCUAAUAGACCCAGAGGUGGAUGAAGAUAAAGUGCUGAAAUCUCUUCUGCCUUUUCUGAAGAGGCACCACCAGCUGAAACCGAUGAUAUUCCACUUCGAUAUCACCUCUUCAGUACAAAGUGGAAUUCCAGAGUUUCUCUUCAAGCUGUUGGUUUUGCAGUAUCUGACAGAUACGAAUGGCAAUAUGUGGCUACGACAGAAAUGCCAUUUAUACAUCAUUGAAAUCCUUGAGGUAUUGCCGACACCAAACAAAGCAGCGAGACACAUGUCACAGAGCCAGAAGUAUAAUUUCCUUGAUGUGUUCCCAAAAGUAACGUGCAAGUCUCCCAAGGAGGUACUAGAGAUGGAGACGCUCGGGAACCAGUCUGGGGAUGUUUCCGACCCGGGAAUGGACAAGGAGGAAUUUGGCAGCGAAGCUUUCCAGAGACCUUUCCAGUAUCUGAGGAGAUUUGACCAGGGCUGCGAUCUUGAUGCGUUUCGUUAUGAAGAGGGCUCUGUAGAGGGGAGCCCAGCCGAGUGCCUCCAGCAGUUGCUCCUGCACUGUGGGAUCAUAGAUCCCUCCUGGUCUGAACUGCGGAACUUUACCUGGUUUCUCAAUAUUCAGCUGCGAGACUGUGAAGCUUCCAUUUUCUGCAAUCCUGAAUUUGUCAGGGACACUCUGCAGGGCUUCAAGAACUUUGUUGUUACCUUCAUGAUCUUAAUGGCAAGAGAUUUUGCAACACCGUCCCUGAACAUUUCUGAUCAAAGUUCAGGAAACCUGUCUUCUGACAUGCAGAAUGUUGCAGAAGAAGAUCUUCUUCCUUUCCACAUUCGGAAAAAGUGGGAGUCUGAGCCUCAUCCGUAUUUGUUUUUCAAUGAAGAUCGUGUGUCCAUGACAUUCAUUGGUUUCCACUUGCAACUCAAUGCCAAUGGUGGUGUUGAUGCCGUUAAUCCUUUGAACGGCAACAUUAUCAAGAGAAACGUUAUGACUUCGCAGUUGUAUCAUGGCUUGUUACUCCAAAGAGUUCCCUUCAAUAUUCAUUUUGAUCAACUGCCCCGACACGAGAAGCUAGAGAAGCUCUGCAUGGUUCUGGGGGCCCCCUGGGUAACAGAGCCCGAUGAAACGUAUGAACUCACCACAGACAACAUGCUAAAGAUCCUGGCUAUCGAGAUGCGAUUCAGAUGCAACAUCCCAGUCAUUAUCAUGGGAGAAACAGGCUGUGGGAAGACCAGACUUGUAAAAUUUCUGUGCAAGUUGCGCAGAAACUGUGCAGAGGCAGACAACCUAAAGCUUGUCAAAGUUCAUGGAGGUACUACUGCAGAGAUGAUUUAUGCCAGGAUCAAAGAAGCAGAAGCCAUUGCUAAAAUGAACAAGGAGCAGCAUGGGUUGGACACAAUCCUGUUCUUCGACGAAGCCAACACGACAGAUGCCGUGAGCAGCAUCAAGGAGGUUCUGUGCGACCACACGGUGCAGGGGCAGCCUUUGGCCUCUUGCUCAGGCUUGCAGAUCAUAGCAGCCUGCAACCCUUAUCGUAAGCACACACCGAAGAUGAUCCAGCGCUUGGAAUCGGCGGGGUUGGGCUACCGUGUAAAAGCAGAUGAGACCAAGGACAAGCUUGGCUCCGUUCCCCUGAGACAGCUGGUGUACCGGGUCCACGCGCUCCCACCCAGCAUGAUCCCAUUGGUGUGGGACUUCGGGCAGCUGAACGACCUGACUGAGAAAAUGUACAUCCAGCAGAUUGUGCAGAGACUUGCUGACCACGUGCCCAUGAGUGAGGCCGAGGCAGACAUCAUUACUGAAGUGCUCUUUACUUCUCAGCAGUACAUGAGGCGCAGAAACGACGAGUGCAGCUUCGUAAGCCUGCGGGACGUGGAGCGCUGCAUGGAAGUUCUCAAGUGGUUUCACGAGCGCAGUCAGCUGCUGCUGAAAGAGGUGCACAAGUACCUGACGGAGAGGAAGGCUCCGAGGAGCAACGUUGAGAGAAACGGCGUUAUCUGGUCCUUAGUCCUGGCAGUCGGGGUCUGCUAUCACGCAUCCUUGGCAAAGAAGGAGAAGUAUAGAAGAGCCAUCAGCCAGGUCCUUCCCAAUCCUUUUAAUACCCAGAAGAAGAUAUUGGAUGAAAUAUGCUUGAUGCAGGAUGUAUUCCUGAGUGGCGUGCAGCUCCAAGACACCAUAGCAAGAAACUUGGCUUUGAAGGAAAAUGUCUUUAUGAUGGUCAUCUGUAUUGAGCUCAGAAUCCCUCUCUUUCUUGUUGGGAAGCCUGGGAGCUCCAAAUCCCUUGCUAAAACCAUUGUGGCUGAUGCUAUGCAGGGCCAAGCUGCUCAUUCAGAUAUGUUCAAGGAGCUGAAGCAAAUUCAUUUAGUGUCCUUUCAGUGCAGCCCUCUCUCCACUCCCGAGGGAAUCAUAGGUACUUUCAAACACUGCGCUCGAUUCCAAGAUGGAAAGAACCUGGACGAGUAUGUCUCUGUGGUGGUCCUGGAUGAGAUUGGACUGGCAGAAGACUCUCCCAAAAUGCCCUUGAAGACUUUGCAUCCGCUUUUGGAGGAUGGCUGCAUAGAUGAUGUCCCUCUUCCUCACAAAAAGGUUGGCUUCAUUGGAAUUUCCAACUGGGCAUUGGACCCUGCUAAGAUGAAUCGAGGCAUCUUUGUCUCCCGUGGCGACCCCAGCAAAGAAGAGCUCAUAGAAAGUGCAAAUGGGAUUUGUUUUUCAGCACGAGGGGCUUUGCAGAAGGUUGAACGGUAUUUUCAUUACUUUGCAGAUGCAUAUGAAAACAUCUGCAAAGCCCAAGACAGAGAGUUCUUUGGUCUACGUGACUACUACAGCCUCAUAAAGAUGGUUUUUGCCUUGACUAAGACCUCCAAAAGGGAGCUGACGCCUCAAGACAUAGCUGAGGUUGUUCUUCGCAACUUCAGUGGUAAAGAUGACAUCAAUCCUUUGGAAAUAUUCACCUCACAAUUACCAGAGAAAGGAGAAAUACGUGCUCAGGAUAUCAAUAGCAUUGACCUGGUGCGACAAAACAUUCAAAGCAGUGAUCAGGACGCUGAAUGCAGGUACCUGCUGGUGUUGACCAAAAAUUACGCAGCGCUGCAGAUUCUCCAGCAAACUCUCUUUACUGCUCGGCAACAACCAGAAAUUAUCUUUGGCUCUAGCUUCCCUAAGGACCAAGAGUACACUCAGAUAUGCAGGAACAUCAACCGUGUGAAGGUGUGCAUGGAAACCGGCCAAAUGGUGGUGCUUCUCAACCUGCAGAACCUUUAUGAAAGCCUCUAUGAUGCCCUCAAUCAGUACUACGUGUACCUCGCUGGCCAGAAAUACGUUGAUUUGGGGCUAGGUACCCACCGGGUGAAGUGUCGGGUGCAUCCGAAGUUUCGUUUGAUAGUCAUUGAGGACAAGGACGUGGUCUACAAGCACUUCCCCAUCCCGCUGAUCAACAGACUGGAAAAGCACUACCUGGAUAUCAAUACCGUCUUGAACAAGGAGCAAAGAGAGACUGUGGAAGAGCUGGAGAAGUGGGUGCACAACUUCACUGCUGUCAAUACAGAAGAUCCCUUCAUGGGCAAGCAGAACUACAGCCCUUCUGACGUGUUUGUGGGCUACCACUCCGACACCUGUGCCUCGGUCGUCCUGCAGACGGUGGAGAGGCUGAAAGCCAAGUGCCCUGCCGAGGAGCUCAUGCCCCAUGUGAAGAGGCAGGCGCAGCUGGCGCUGCUCAACUGUGCCACCCCCGAUGCCGUGAUCCGCCUGAGCGACGCCGUGGGGCUCUUCAUGGCAGACUCCCUGGCCCACAUAUAUUUCAAGGAGCAGCAGCACACAUCUUUUGCAGAUUUCCUCCGAGCUCACGUCCACGCUGCGGCUGGACCUCAAACGGUCUUUACAGAGGUCACCACCUUCUCGAGGCUUCUCACCAGCACUGACGCUGCUUGCCUGGAGAGAGAAGUGCAGGGUAAAGCUCAAAGGCUUCAGAUCCUGUUCCUGCAGCAGUUUGACACGGAGUACUCCUUCCUCAAGGGGAUCCGAGAUUUCCUUGAUGCCACACCAGGAAAUAAAAUCCUUAUUAUUCAGACAGAUUUUGAAGAUGGCUCUCAAAAUGCCCAACUCAUCGCUUCAGCCAAGUACACUGUUGUUAAUGAAGUCAACAAGGUAGACUUGGGAGAAGUCUCUGUCUUCAUUUAUUUCAUUAUGAAGCUUUCCAGAAUGGAAGGAGGAACGUCCUACGUGGGAUUCCAUGGAGGACUGUGGCAAUCGGUGCAUAUAGAUGAUCUCCGCAGAUCCAAGGACAUGGUGUCUGAUAUGACUGCCCUCAAGAACCUCACCAUCAGCCAGAUGUUCUGCAGCGAUUCAGAUGAAACAAACGCUCUUCCCACGAAUGGAAAGGAGCAGGAGGAAGCAGAGAGGGAGGUUGAACCACCGUUGCCAGAAGCAGAGAACUUUGAAGGUGAAAUUCUGGACACCGUUUUACUCCUGAGGAGCUGCGUGCAAAGUGCUGUGGGGAUGCUGCGGGACCAAAAUGAAGACUUUAGUCGCAGCACAAGGCGAAUUGAGAUUCUCCUUGGCUUCCUGUCCAAAAGCGAUGAUUUGAAAGCCUCUUUUCUGAAGAUAACCAAGAGUCGCCUUUCCACGCUUUUGAAGAAGCAAGAAGAGAGUUUGUUUCACAUGAGAAACUGGGUGCUUCGGGAGGCUUCCAACCUCAGUGCUCUCCAGGAGGCAGGCACCUUCAGGCACACCCUGUGGAAGCGAGUCCAGAAGGUGGUCACCCCGUUCCUGGCUCUCCUGAUAGCAGUUGUGGACAGGAACAGCAAUCUGGAGCGGUUGGUGAGGCCCGCAGCGGAGUGGGUGACAAACCUGUGGAUGUUCGUGUUCAGCGACACCGCUCUCCUCACUGUCCCUGACGGCGUGGGCAAGUCCGGUUCUCAGACAGAGAUAAUUCUGGUUCAGAGCAACAUGUUUUUUGCUGAUGCUGGGAAUGAGAUGCCCUUCAGCUGGAGGAUAAAGGAGUACUUGGAUGACAUGUGGCUGGAAGCUCAGUACAUUCAGAGCACUGAAGAUGAAGCCGAGAAGUUUAUGAAUAUAUUCCAGAGAACACCACUGGGAAAAUUUAUAUCCAGUCUGACUGAGGAAGAAAGGAGCAUGCUCUUCCAGUCCUACCUCACAGAUUUCAUUGUGUUGACCAUUGAUGUGUCUUCUCUAGAAGAGCAACAGUGUCUGCAAACUGCCUUCUUAUCCUGCAUAGAGGAAUGGAAGGCAGCAUCUCCCAGAAGACAGGAGACGGUGCCGUCCUUGCCCUGGGUCCACCUUGCAUACAAUCAGUUUAAGAGCCGUUUGCAGAACUUCUCUAGGAUCCUGGCUGUACAUCCGGCUGUGGUGGACCACAUUAUUUACCAGGAACCAGAGUCAGAGAUGGUUUUAGAUGUGUUAGCUGCCAUGGUUUGUGCUGAAAAGCUGGAGAAGCAAGUGCAGACCGACAACCUGGAGAUGUGGCUGCAGGAAGUGAAGAACCUUCAUAUGCCCAUUGAAUUUCUCUGUAAAGAGGACUUGCAAAGCAGUGGACGACGGUGCCAGCAGCUGCUAAAGGAGCUGAAAGUCUAUUGGAACCGGAUUUUCUCUAUGUCUCUGUUUGUGCAACAUGUGCUACUGGGUAUCAACUCUCUGAUGCCAGAAUUUGAGAGCAUGAUGAAAAAAUACACUUUACUGCUUGCCAAGUGUUUUACGCAGGAUUCGGACAUGAAGAGUCAUCCAACUUUUAUUGCAGUGAUGAAAGUACUGUGUGAGUGUAAGGAAGAAGUCAGUAGCAGGCUCUGCAGAUUUGGUGUGAGUCCAUGUCCAGUCUGCCUGGGAGAGCCCAAGGAUCCAGUAUGCCUUCCUUGCCACCACGUGUGCUGUCUGAAGUGCAUCCGAGCAUGGCUAGUACCGGCACAAAUGCUCUGUCCACUUUGUAAAGUUGCCGUUGAGACUGUUGACUUAACUGUCUCUGCGGAGCUCAGUAUCGCCAUAGAAAGAAACGCCCAGUUCCGGCAGAGAUGCAAUAAUUUCUUUAUAGAUGUUGUCACUACCAUGUGUUUCAAGGACAAUGAACCCCCCGAGGCAGCAGUGAUAAAAGAGCUCCUUAAUCUCUUGUUUGUUCACAAGAACCUUUUGCAAGAUUCAGGUCCUCCUGCUGUCUACACAAAGUUUCUAUCCCCGUUUAAUGAUGAGGUGGAUGCAACUCCUGUCAUACGCUCGAUAAUGCUGAAGCUCCUCCUGAAGUACAGCUUCAAUGAAGUGAAAAAUGAUGUGCAAGAUUACCUAGUGAGGGUAGAACAAAGCCAAAUCCUGGAUAAAGGUGAUAAGAAGGAACUCUACUUGCUUUUUGUCAACUGUUUGGAGGAUUCAAUCUGUGAGAAGGCCGAAGGCGGCUUUGGAUACGAUCAUGCAAACCAUCUGCUGAGAGACAGAGGCUUUCCCGAGAACUACCUCCCAAAGAGCAACCAAGAAGCUCUUCAGGAGUCGUCUGUUGAAUACCUGGAGGCAGUAGCCAAGGUUCGCCUGUACCUAGACAGGGCCACAGAGCUGCUUUCUGACUUGUGUGGGCCUGCAGAGCAAGAUCACGUGAAGGAGAAGCAGCAUUACCUGGCAAACGUGAGGACGUUCUGCAGCCUCAGCAAGAAUGACUGGCAUAAUGUUUAUCUAGUGCGGAAAAUUGCUAACCAGUAUGGGAUGGAAUUUGUUCAAAAGCUUGUGAUGGAGGCACAGUUUAAAUGGGUGUUCCCAGUGGAAGUUCUGGAACAGAUAGAGCACAAUGAGGCCAAUCAAAUCGAUCGGUACCUGGCAUGUGGCAAGGACUACCGAGUCCUGCGUGAGGUGGUGGGGAAGGCAAUGAUUGAAUGUAAGACUGAGGCUCUUCUACAGGCAGAGAAGGCACAGAGCAGGUCCCCUCCUGCAAAGGCUGUCCACCUGCUCCUGGCUAUUUUCAGAGAAGUCACUGCCUUGUAUGGAGUCAGUAACGCAAAUCUUCACCCCAAGCAGCGGCAAAUUGAUGUUAUGACCCAGUUCAUUGAAAACUCUGAAGUCCUGAGUUCUCAGGAGCUGAAGAAGUUUGCAACAUCUCUCGUGAAGAACGCCCUGCCAUCUCUGACAGUGAAUCCUCAGAGCUUCAGCCACAACGGGGCGUUGGUUGAGAUGGCUGUUCACGCCGCAGCUGUCUUGCUGUGUGGGCAGAACCCCAUCCUGCAGCCCCUGAGAAAUCUGGCGUUCCACCCGCGCACCAUGAGGCACUCUUUUCUACCUACAAUGCCAGAAGAUAUAACGGCCGAGGCAAAGGGCUGGGAAGGACUGCACGCUCUGCGCUGGUACACCUGUCCAAAUGGCCACCCCUGCACUGUAGGAGAGUGUGGCCGUCCCAUGGAAAGGAGCCGCUGUCUUGACUGUGGUGCCGUAGUUGGAGGGGAAAACCAUAAAGCAGUGCCUGGCUUUGCGGAUUUCCGGAGUAAUGAGGACAGAACUCAGGCUGGCCACGUCCUUGGAGAUGUACAACGCAGAAGAACCAUGGGAGUGUCUGAUCGGGCCAUGUCCCCCGUAGUCUUCCUUCUUGUACGCUUGCUCACACAUCUGGCAAUGCUGCUGGGAGCCACAGAAGAGCCUCAGUCAUUGGAGGAGAUGAUCAAGCCCCCAGUGCAGAACCCGGUAAGCUUCCUGCAGCAGCAUAUUCAGGAGGACUUGGCACAGCUGACAAAAGUUCUGGGGAAGAGUGUGGAUGAGACUGUCAACAUCCUUCAUCUUCUGCUGGACAGCCUCCUCAAAGAUCCCCAUCAGCACCAAAACCAGUGGCCAGUUCAAUUUGAUGCUGUGCUUUCCACCAAACAGAGGAGGAACAAAUGGGAAGAAAUUAUUGUAAAAACAGUUAUUCUUCCUGAAUUGAAGGAUUUAGAUAAAAAGCUUCUGGAGCUAAAUAAACAAAUUCAAGAGGAUGAGAGAAUUUCUUCCAAUCCAAUAGUGAAAAUAGUAUAUGGUGACCCUAGCACCUUCCUGUCCAAACUGCCAAAGCAGAGUCACAUACACCACUCCAAGAUGUGGAGCUGCCGAAAGAGGAUUUCGGUGGAGAACCUGGGCCAUGUAGUCCAGCAAAAGAGUGCCAAGGACGCUGUGCCCCUCUUGUGCAAGUUCCUGCAGAAGGAAACGGAACUGAGGCUGGUGAAAUUUCUACCAGAGAUUCUGGCUCUUCAGAGGGACUUGGUGAGACGAUUUCAGAACACCACCCUUGCCAAGCAGUGCACGAUCCAAGACUUCCUCAACGAACCCUGCUCCGAUGUGAUGAGGGACCUUUGGCAGAGGAGAACAAAUGUGUUUCUGUCUGUCUGGAACAAGUUGAGGAGGUCGCUGGAUACCAACGGGGAGAUUAAGCUUCCUAAAGGCUACUGUGAUGCUGACCUGACCCUGGAUAGCAAGCUGGAGGUGCUUCUGCCACGUCGACAGGGACUGGGCCUCUGCUCCACGGCCUUAGCCAGUUACCUCAUUAGCCUGCACAAUGACUUUAUCUACUCGGUAAACAAAUACAUCAAGGAAGACAGUAGGUACUUCAUCAGUCCCUCAGAGGUGGCUGACAUGCACUUGAUCAGUUAUGAGGUGGAGCGGGACCUCAUUCCUCUCAUCUUGUCCAACUGCCAGUACAGCAUGGAGAAGGGAGGGGAGACACUGCAGGACUUUGAUCUGGGAAGGAUCCAGCAGCAAAUCGUCAGCAAGUUCCUGCAGGGGAAGCCAUUCAUCACCCUCACGGGAAUACCCACCCUUGUUUACAGAUAUGAUCGGAAUUACGAACAGCUGUUUGAUGAUGUCAAGAAUAAGUUGGAUCAGAGUUCUCUUCCCAGUUCUGUGAUAAACACAAUCAGUGGAGAACUGCUCUCCUAUAGUGAUGUCUGUGAUGCUCUGUCUAUCAUUGAAAUUACACUGGGAUUUCUUGCCAUGGCUGGGGGGAACCCUGAAAUGCUUCUGACUGACUACAUAACAGAAGUUCUGCAGAUGGAUGAUCAGACAAAUCCUCAGGUGCUGCAGACCCUCAGGAGAUGCCACCUAAAGCACAGCAUAGCCUUAUGGCAACUGCUCUCUACCCGCAAGUCGGAGCAGCUGCUGCGCCUCAAAAGAGAUCCUUUUGAAGACAUCAAUCCAGCCUACAAAGAUGAGCUUAGCCCAGAGCUUGCCAAGCAGCUAAACGUCUUCCUUGUCCACUCGAGGCUGGAAACCUUCCUGCAGGAGCUCCAUGAAAUGAUUAUCCUGAAGCUGAGGCAUGUCCAAACUGUAGAUGACUUCAGACCUGUGUGGAGCUUGAAGGAAUCGCUGCUGCCCCUCCUGGAGCUCAAGGAGUCGCAGCUGGCACCGGACCUGGAGGACGCGUUCCCGCAGGAAAUCCUCCUCUCCCACGCCGUGGCCACCUGGACCGCGGCCGCUCUCUUCCGCCGCGAGCACCGGGAAGCCUAAAACGACUGGUGCUGAAAACAUACUUUUUUUUU
Molecule: messenger RNA, 15266 nt
Organism: Nothoprocta perdicaria
Lineage: Eukaryota; Metazoa; Chordata; Aves; Tinamiformes; Tinamidae
Gene: RNF213
Product: ring finger protein 213
Exons: 65
Coding region: 1-15234 (5077 amino acids)
Biological process (GO): sprouting angiogenesis; negative regulation of non-canonical Wnt signaling pathway; ubiquitin-dependent protein catabolic process
Cellular component (GO): membrane; nucleolus; cytosol
Molecular function (GO): metal ion binding; ubiquitin-protein transferase activity; ATP hydrolysis activity
Source: RefSeq, a predicted model, not a curated record